Tigriopus californicus is the source of this 1355-nucleotide messenger RNA. It is a transcript of the gene Ufd1-like, whose product is annotated as ubiquitin recognition factor in ER-associated degradation protein 1-like. Gene Ontology annotation, cellular component: VCP-NPL4-UFD1 AAA ATPase complex. The record is from RefSeq and is a predicted model, not a curated record. Gene Ontology annotation, molecular function: polyubiquitin modification-dependent protein binding. The coding region runs from base 266 to 1312 and encodes 348 amino acids. The transcript is spliced from 3 exons. NCBI's taxonomy places the organism in Eukaryota, Metazoa, Arthropoda, Copepoda, Harpacticoida, Harpacticidae.
AGGCCCUCUGACUCAGCUGAUCAGCUGAUAACUCAGUGUUGCUGUUUAAAUCCCCUCGAUUCAAAACAUACCUCAAUUCAGUGACAAUUCUUGAAACAAAUAUUCAUUUACUACAUAUUUUCUAACCCUUUCUACCUUUGGGUUGUCAUUCAGGCCCAAUAAUCAUCAUCUUUUGUCGCUUCAGACAAGAAGUUUUCCAUUUGGCCAUGAACUCUUAUACCUUUGAUGGCAGCACUGUCUGUUAUGAUUGGGCAUGACAAUCUAAAUGGUCAAUUCCAAUCCUUCCAUUAGAGCCCGUUUCCACUUUCCAAUCAAAUUCAAGACCCCCCCAGGGACCACCCGAUUGCCAUUGCCUGUGGCGAGGACCCUCCCUCCUCUGGCCUCCACCAUGUUUGGCAUGAACUUUGCCUUUGAGGUGCCUCGAGGCCCGUUCCGCACUCAAUAUCGGUGUUUUUCCGUGUCCAUGUUACCCGGCAAUGAGCGCGAGGAUCUGGAGCAAGGCGGGAAGAUCAUCAUGCCGCCCUCGGCCUUGGACCAGCUCACCCGACUCAAUAUCGUCUAUCCCAUGUUGUUCAAGCUGACCAAUGCUGCUGCCAAUCGGACGACUCAUUGUGGCGUGUUGGAGUUCGUGGCGGACGAGGGCAAGGUGUACAUUCCUUACUGGAUGAUGCAGAACCUCACGUUGGAAGAAGGCGGGUUGCUGCAAGUGGAAUCCGCGUCCUUGCCCGUGGCUACGUUUGCCAAGUUCCAGCCGCAUUCCGUGGAUUUCCUGGACAUGACCAAUCCCAAAGCCGUUCUCGAGAAUCGCCUCCGACACUUUGCCUGCCUGUCCAAGGGCGAUGUGGUGGCCAUCAUGUACAAUAACCGCAAGUACGAGAUGAGUGUGUUGGAAACCAAGCCCGCGGAGGCGGUCAGUGUCAUUGAAUGCGAUCUGAACGUGGAUUUUGCCCCGCCCGUGGGUUAUCAGGAGCCCACUCGACCUCAAGCACGCACUCAGGACGAUGACGACGAUGAGCCCAUGGACGUGACCGAUCUGAUCCCUGAGCCUCAAGGUUUCUACGCAUUCAAAGGCCAAUGCAAUCGGUUGGACGGGAAGAAGCGGAACAACAGUGAAACGGAACUCAUGAAACCCAAAUUGGAUUAUGUGCGGGGCAUCCCGGACCACGACUACGAGAUCGGCACGUUACGGUUCAUUCGCAACUCCAAGCCGAAGAAAGACGAUGCCAACGGGAAGGCCGAGAGCAAAAACGACUUCGAGGCCUUCAAAGGUGAAGGUCAAUCUCUCAGACAAGCUAAAAGUAAUAAGAAAUGAGAACAACUACAAUAAUAAUAAUAACCACGAAAGCGCUCGUUAA